Ziziphus jujuba (common jujube) is the source of this 3539-nucleotide messenger RNA. RefSeq names its product probable LRR receptor-like serine/threonine-protein kinase At1g56140. Gene Ontology annotation, molecular function: ATP binding; protein kinase activity; protein binding. The record is from RefSeq and is a predicted model, not a curated record. Gene Ontology annotation, biological process: protein phosphorylation. The transcript is spliced from 24 exons. The coding region runs from base 162 to 3272 and encodes 1036 amino acids. NCBI's taxonomy places the organism in Eukaryota, Viridiplantae, Streptophyta, Magnoliopsida, Rosales, Rhamnaceae.
UGACUUACUGUUAUCAUUACUUUGGAACUUUGUUCUCUCACACUUUUGAGAGAAUUAGAAAUCCAAAAUCUCUGUCUCAAAUCUUUUUCAGAGUUUUUCCAAUCAAAAGCUUGAAGAUCCCCAAAAGAAAAAGAAGAAGCAAGAAAAUUUCACUGAAUUCCAUGUCAGAACUACCACUCUCUUCAGCUCAUGUCUUUGUUUUGGGUGUUUUCUUCAUCUUUUGCCUUGCUUCAAUAGCAAAAGCUCAGAAUGAAACUCAAGCCACUCUAUACCCCAAUGAAGCGAAUGCUUUGAACACCCUGUUCGCGAAAUGGGGUAUAAAGGCGGACACAGAGCAAUGGAACAUAAGCGGAGAGCCAUGUACUGGUGCCGCCAUAGAUUCAAUCCUAUUCACAGACAGUGGCUAUAACCCCUUAAUCAAAUGCGUUUGUUCUUUCGCUAACAACACUCGUUGCCGGAUUGACCAAUUGAAAGUUUACUCAUUGGGUGUUGCUGGUUCAAUUCCAGAUGAGUUAUGGGAGUUGGACUACCUCUACAAUCUGGAUUUGCGCGAAAAUUACCUGUCAGGCUCGCUGCCGCCGGGAAUUGGCAAUCUAACUCGCUUGAAAUACCUGAGCUUUGGCAACAAUGGAUUAUCAGGAGAGCUACCAAAGGAACUGGGUGAACUUACAGAAAUGUUAUCCUUGUCUGUUUCGCAGAACAAUUUCUCUGGUCCUCUGCCACCUGAACUGGGGAAUUUAAAGAAAUUACAACAACUUUAUAUUGAUAGUUCUGGAGUUAGUGGUGAGAUUCCUUCAACAUUUGCUAAUCUACAGGAAUUGAUUACUGUGUAUGCAUCGGACAAUGAACUCACAGGAAGUAUACCGGAUUUUAUAGGAAAUUGGUCAAAGCUAAAUACCUUGAGGUUACAAGGAAAUGCUUUCCAAGGUCCUAUACCAUCAACAUUUGCCAAUCUGGCUUCUAUGGUAGAGUUGCGUAUAAGUGAGUUAUCUAAUGGGAGUUCUUCUCUUGCAUUUAUUAAGGAUAUGAAGAAUCUAACCGUCUUGGUGCUGAGGAAUAACAACAUAUCUGAAUCAAUUCCAACUGAUUUUAAUGAAUACCCAAAAUUGUCACAACUGGAUUUGAGCUUCAACAAUGUAACUGGGAAGAUUCCGGACUCCCUUUUCAAUAUGAGUUCACUCAAUUAUCUCUUUCUUGGAAACAAUAAGUUGAACGGUACCCUGCCUGCUCAAAAAAGCUCAACUCUACUCAAUGUAGAUUUGUCAUACAAUUUUUUAGUGGGCAGCCUUCCUUCUUGGGUCGAUCAAGAAAAUUUGCAGCUUAAUUUAAUCGGCAACAACUUGACGCUAAACAGUUCUGCCAGAAGUUCUCUGCCUUCAGGGUUGGAAUGUCUUCAACGGAAUUUUCCUUGUAAUCGAGGCCAACCAAUCUAUUAUAACUUUUCGAUCAAGUGUGGUGGUCCUCAAAUUACAGCUUCUGAUGGUAUUGUGUAUGAGAGAGAGAAUGAGACAGUCGGUCCUGCUUCAUAUUAUGUUACCAACACAAAAAGAUGGGCAGUUAGCAAUAUUGGAUAUUUCACCGGGAACAACAAUCCCCGGUAUCAAAGUUCUACACCAUCCCAAUUUACAAAUACUUUAGACUCAGAACUGUUCCAAACGGCAAGGCUUUCUGCCUCCUCAUUAAGAUAUUUUGGUUUGGGGCUUGAGAAUGGUAACUAUACUGUGAACCUUCGGUUUUCAGAAACAGCUUUUGAAGAUGCUCAAACAUGGAAAAGUCUUGGAAGGCGUGUAUUCGAUGUCUAUAUCCAGGGGAAUCUUGCUCUCAAGGAUUUUGACAUACGAAAGCAGGCUGGUGGGCUCCUAUCCCAAGUUGUUGUGAUGCCACUUAAGGCUCGUGUGACAGAAAAUUACCUUGAAGUUCAUCUCUUUUGGGCUGGAAAGGGGACUUGCUGUGUACCUACACAAGGUACUUAUGGACCUGCAAUUUCAGUCAUCAGUGCUACCCCAGAUUUUCUACCUACUGUCAGUAACAAACCUCCAGCCAUUAAAAAGAAGGACAGGACUGGUCUCAUUGUGGGGGUUGUAGUUGGUGUUGGAGUUCUGAGUUUUCUAUCUGUUUUGGUGGUUUUCAUUAUUGUCCGAAGAAGGAGAAUGGCUUAUGACGAAGAUGAAGAGCUCUUAGGGAUGGAUAUCAAACCAUUCACUUUCAGUCAUGAAGAACUAAAGUUGGCCACAAACGACUUCAAUGCUGAUAAUAAACUGGGAGAGGGAGGAUUUGGACCUGUCUACAAGGGAACACUUCAAGAUGGAAGAGACAUUGCCGUGAAGCAACUAUCUGUAACAUCCCACCAAGGAAAAAGCCAGUUUGUGGCAGAAAUUGCUACUAUAUCUUCCGUGCAACAUCGUAAUCUGGUGAAAUUAUAUGGAUGCUGCCUCGAGGGAAAUAGAAGGCUCCUUGUUUAUGAGUAUCUGGAAAACAAGAGUCUUGAUCAAGCAUUGUUCGGAAGCAAAAGCUUGGAUCUCAAUUGGUCAACUCGUUAUGAGAUUUGCUUGGGUGUAGCGAGAGGUCUAGCUUACCUUCAUGAGGAGUCACGGCUUCGAAUUGUUCAUAGAGACGUAAAGUCCAGUAACAUUUUACUUGACUCUAAUCUUGUCCCCAAAAUAUCAGAUUUUGGUUUGGCCAAGCUCUAUGAUGACAAAAAGACUCACAUAAGUACACGUGUUGCUGGAACAAUUGGUUAUCUUGCACCGGAGUAUGCCAUGCGUGGGCACCUUACGGAGAAAACUGAUGUUUUUGCCUUUGGUGUUGUGGCUCUGGAAGUUGUCAGCGGUAGACCAAAUUCUGAUCCCAACUUGGAGGAAGAACAGAUAUAUCUUCUUGAAUGGGCAUGGAACCUAUACGAAGAAAAACUCGAACGUCAGCUGGUGGAUUCGAAAUUGUCAGAAUUUGACGAGGAAGAAGUAAAACGGCUGAUAGGAGUAGCUCUUCUGUGCACUCAAACAUCACCAUCACUAAGACCAUCAAUGUCCCGAGUGGUGGCAAUGCUUCAAGGAGACAUUGAAGUGAGCUCUGAAAUCUCAAGGCCUGGAUAUCUGACUGACUGGAAAUUCGACGAUGUAAGCAGCAUCGUGAGUGUUGCUGUAUCUAAAGGAACUGAAACUACAUAUUACAACUCAUCUGUAGGCACAAGCAUAGUGGCAGAUCAAGAAGCUUCAUCGCCUGUCAGUGCCAGUGAACCCAUAAUUAUCCACUCCAUUAUUAAAGAGGAAUAGUAACUGAAAAUUUUGUUUUCUUGUAUGUUUGCUCAUUGGAAAAGUUAAUUUUAUGAGUUGCAGACUACUUUUUGUAUUCUUGAUCAUGGUAUAUGAUCAUCAUGUAAGUAUUCAUAAAAAUUUUAGGUCAGACAAUUAUAUAUAUAUAUAUAUAUAUAUGAGUAUGAAAUUUGAGUGACACCAUUAGCCAAUCAUUUGGUUGAUGGUGAAACUUUGGUCCUUAUUGAGAGUGAAGUAAUUGUAAAUAUAGAAUUUCUCAUUUUCUUC